CUUGCCUCCUUCGUCCCAUCACCUCUCGCACUCCACACCUCACACAACUCAUCAUGACUGAUCAGACCGUAGAGACUCCUAUUGUCGAGGCCACUGCUACCCCCUCCGUCGCUGAGGCCUCUGCCUCCACCGCCCCAGUUGAGGUUACCGAGGCUCCCAAGGUCGAGGAGACUGCUACUGAAAGCACGGCUGCGGACAAGGAGAAGACCAGGAAUGAGGAGAAGGCCAAGAUUCUGAAGCAAGUCGAGUUCUACUUCAGCGACAGUAACUUGCCUUCCGACAAAUUCAUGUCAGAGCUGAUCAAGAAGGACGAUGGCUAUGUGGCGAUUUCACGUAUUGCCUCUUUCAAGAGAAUGCGCGAUUAUAAGGACAUGGAACUGAUCGUCGAGGCGCUUCGUGAGUCGAAGGAGUUGUUGGAGGUCAGCGAGAAUGGCGAGAAGGUCCGCCGCAAGACACCUCUCGUUCCCGUCAAGGAUCACUUCCAGAGAAGCAUCUAUGCUAAAGGAUUCGGUGAUGAAACCCCCUCUCUUCAGUUGGAAUUGGAGCAGUACUUUGCAGCCCUCGGAGAUGUGAAGCAGGUUCGCAUGAGACGUAAUGCUGAAACCAACGUAUUCAAGGGUUCCGUUUUCGUUGAGUACGCCACCCUGGACGAGGCUAACAAGGUUGCUUCGAGCAAAUUGCAGUACAACGGACAGGAUCUGCUGGUCAUGUCAAAGUAAGCAUCGUCACAGUAUAUCGUUAGCAUCUUUUUACUGCUGUGCAGCCAAGGACUUCAAGGUCGGCACUAGUUCGAUAGCUAAUAUCUGAUUGUACAUCUUGUUUCUUUUCAUGAUAGGUCCGAUUACUGCACGAUGAAAGCGGAGCAGCUCGGAUUGGACCCUAAGCAGAUCACAUCCCGCCAGAACAAAGGAUUCAACACCGAUAACA
Messenger RNA from Gamsiella multidivaricata, 927 nucleotides. RefSeq lists its product as uncharacterized. Gene Ontology annotation, molecular function: mRNA binding. Gene Ontology annotation, biological process: RNA processing. The record is from RefSeq and is a predicted model, not a curated record. Gene Ontology annotation, cellular component: nucleus. The transcript is spliced from 3 exons. Lineage: Eukaryota; Fungi; Mortierellomycota; Mortierellomycetes; Mortierellales; Mortierellaceae. Bases 54 to 719 code for a protein of 221 amino acids.